UCCACAAUAUCCAAUCAUCACAGACAGCCGAGCAGUCGAGACAGCUCAAUAGGAGCUCCCAGCCCCAAAGCAACGAAAAUCACCAACAAAGCGGCACCUGCUCCUCGCGGUCAAACCACAGUAUCCUGCCCGGUGGCUCGCAUAUCCUUUUUUCUAGUGCCUCAAGUGUGUGCUGGUGUGUGUGCUUGUGCCUGAGUGUACGUGUUGUGCUUUUGUGUGUGCGCGUUGUCGUCUGUUCGCAUCAGAGCAACCAUGAAAGUUUUAGUGGUAUUAGCCUGUGUGGCCAUCGUUGUGGCCCGCCCGGAACCGCCGGUCGGCGGCUACAGCCACCAUCACCACGGAGGCCACGGUGGACACAGCGGGUACAACUACAAUGCGCCUGUCCCGGCGCACACGCAGCCCUUCGGACACCAGGCCCAGUUCGCGGGCGUAGCCCAGUCGGCCGGCGGCUCGUUCUCCGAUACGCUGUCGGGCGCCGUGACCGGCUCGUUCUCGGGCACCGCCAACACGUUGAGCGCCGGGAACGCCUUCACCAACGCCAACAGCUUCAGCAACGCGAACGCCUUCACCCAGUCCAACGCGAACGCCUUCACCCAGUCCAACGCUAACGCCUUCAGCAACGCCGGAUCGUUUGUCGCUCCCCAGCAGCAGAUCGUCCAGAAGCACAUCUACGUGCACGUGCCGCCGCCAGAGCCGCAGCAGUCGUUCCAGCAGCAGAUCGUCGCGCCCGGCCUGCGCCAGAAGCACUACAAGAUCAUCUUCAUCAAGACGCCGCACCAGCAGCCGUCCGCCGCCCAGCUCGCCCUGCAGCAGUCCCAGACCGAGGAGAAGACGAUCGUGUACGUGCUGGUGAAGAAGCCGGAGGCGGUCGGCGACAUCAGCCUGCCGCUGCCGGCCGUCACCAAGCCCAGCAAGCCGGAGGUGUACUUCAUCAAGUACCGCACCAACACGGAGGAGGUGCAGGCGCCGGUCGGCCUCAACGUCGGCUCGUCCGCCACUGCCCAGGCCGAUGCCGGCGGUCUCGGCUUCCUCUCGUCCAGCGGGGCGGCCCAAAGCUCAGCCGUCGCCCAGAGCGCAGCCGUCGCCCAGAGUUCUGCCGUCGCCGGAGCCCAUUCGCACUCGAACGUUCCCGCCCAGCAGUACGGUACCCCGGCGCACCACCAUGGUGGCUACCACUAAGCCCUGAGCCCCCGCCUGGUAGUAGUCCUCUGCGCCCCGCUCACCCGUUAGCGACGCAGUGGAGUUUCGGGCACGACUCAACUCCUUCAUACUUCUGGUAUUCGCCAUUUUUGUUUUGUUCUUCCUCUUUCAAACUUACCUUGCCUUAACGGUUUCAAAUCUUGUCUUUCUUUUGCUCCAAAACAAAAAAAAAAAAAACAAACAACUUAGUUAGUACAAUUUUUGUAAACAAACGCCCCAAAAAAAUGCGAACCACUUUCGCAAAGUAAGGUGAAAAAAGAUGUGAAUAAUAGCACAUACAACAAAAAAAACACACACAAUGUUUAAAAGUUAGGACACAAAAACAAAAAAGCGGUGACAAAUUUUCUCUAGCAUGUAAGCAAAGACAAAACUCCCCAAGAAGAGGCAAGCGAAAUGGCGUACACGCGCACACCAAGCGGACGCGCGUGCGCCGAACGCACCCGCAGCACGUAGCAAAUUAAUACUCGGUUAAAUUAUUUAUCGCUCUAUUGCUACUGCCAGCCAUCUUUUUUAUUAUUAUCUCCCCCUUCGUCCCCCCCCCCCACUCUCUAUGCAAACGACAGGUUCAAACGUUUCCAUCUCUUUUCCUGCACGAUCGUGCACGCGCCGCACUCGAUCGCUUCCCUGACGAUUUCUCGCUCGCUCGCUCGCGCUCUCUCUCUCUAUCUCGUGCGCGCCUGCGUUACGGCUUGCGGAAUGCUGCCAGCGCUUUGGUUGACCUCAAGCCCUCCAGCAGACCGAUGGUGUGCGACACACAAGCCGAAUGCUUUGAACCCAGGUGGCAGAGCACAUGUUAUAGUGUACUUGUUUUUUGUUUUGUUUUGUUUUUACGUUUCAUUUUGUUUUCUCUUUCGUUGCGUUAUACCACUAUUUAAGUACACCUGUGACGACGACGA
Messenger RNA from Anopheles gambiae (African malaria mosquito), 2096 nucleotides. RefSeq lists its product as uncharacterized. The coding region runs from base 253 to 1179 and encodes 308 amino acids. NCBI's taxonomy places the organism in Eukaryota, Metazoa, Arthropoda, Insecta, Diptera, Culicidae. The record is from RefSeq and is a predicted model, not a curated record. The transcript is spliced from 4 exons.